Messenger RNA from Iphiclides podalirius (scarce swallowtail), 1905 nucleotides. Lineage: Eukaryota; Metazoa; Arthropoda; Insecta; Lepidoptera; Papilionidae. The record is from the annotation of a GenBank genome assembly.
AUGUCCGGAGGCGACGCCGGCAUGUCUAGAUUUACUGUCUUGCUAACGCUGCUAAAUCUUUGUUGGGCCGAAAUACCGAGACCCAACAUAGUCCUGAUUAUUGCCGACGACCUGGGCUGGAACGAUGUCGGCUUCCACGGGUCUAAUCAGAUCCCGACCCCGAACAUCGACGCCCUGGCGUGUUCGGGCCUGGUGCUGCAGAACUACUACGUGACUCCAAUCUGCACACCUUCCCGCUCCGCUCUCAUGACGGGGAAAUACCCGAUACAUACCGGCAUGCAACAUUCCGUUAUUUAUGGCAACGAACCCCGCGGCCUACCGCUAUCUGAGAAGCUUCUACCCGAGUAUUUACGAGAGCUGGGCUACCGAACGCAUCUGGUGGGCAAAUGGCACCUUGGCAGCUACAAGAGGGAUUACUUGCCUUUAAACCGCGGGUUCGAUACGCACCUCGGCUUCUGGACGGGCAAGAUCGACCUAUACGACCACACCUCGGUCGAAUUCGGCUCGUGGGGCUUCGAUUUCCGACGCGGUUUUCAGGUGGCCCACGAUCUAUUCGGUGUCUACGCGACAGACAUCUACACAAAUGAGGCAGUAAAGCUAAUACGCGACCACGACCGGACCUCGCCGAUGUUCCUGGUGGUGGCGCACUCCGCGGUCCACAGCGGCAACCCUUACGAGUUCCUGCGCGCGCCCGACGCCCUAGUGGCGAACUUCAGCCAUAUACCUCACCCGCAGAGACAGAAGUUCGCCGCGAUGGUCACGAAACUGGACGAGUCUGUGGGCAAAGUGGUCGAGGCGCUCAAACAGAGCUCAAUGCUGGAGAACUCCAUCGUUUUGUUCACCACCGACAACGGGGGGGCUGCGGCCGGUUUCAACAACAACGCGGCCUCGAACUACCCCCUGAAAGGGGUAAAGAAUACCCUGUGGGAGGGUGGUGUGCGAGGUGCCGCAUUGCUGUGGAGUCCUCUGUUCACCAACAAGCCCCGCGUGGCCACUCAGCGGCUCCACAUUUCUGACUGGCUGCCCACGCUAAUAGCUGCGGCCGGUGGAAACGUCAGGGAGCUUGGUGAUAUAGACGGUGUAAAUCAAUGGACCGCUCUGUCUGAAGAUCUGGUCUCCGAAAGGAAGUCUAUAGUUCACAACAUCGACGACAUCUACGGAAGUGCCUCCAUUACUGUCGACCAAUGGAAGCUGCAUAUGGGUACGAAUUAUAACGGCGCUUGGGACAACUGGUACGGGCCAAGUGGACGCGAAGGGUCCUAUAAUGUAGACUUGGUCUAUACCAGCGACGCUGGACGGGCCAUAGACAAGCUGGGCCUCAUGCCUACCAGAGAGAAAACGCUAACACUCAGAGAAGAAGCAACAGUUAAAUGCAACGCCAGCAUCGUGGCAAUUCCAUGUCAGCCUUUGUUGGCGCCAUGCUUGUUCAACAUAGAGGAAGAUCCUUGUGAAAUGAGAAAUUUGGCUGAUUUAGAGCCAGUGACGUUGGCGCUGCUGGUGGAGGAGCUGCAGCGCGCGAACCGGACGGCGGUGCCGCCCAAAAACAGGCCCGGGGACCCCUUCGGGGACCCAAAAGAACUGGGGCCGCGUCUACACCAACUUCGGCGACUACGAAGCGAUGCGGAACAGCGCGAACUACCUCUAGUCCUACUCCUAGCGAACUGCCAUGUCGGGAAUCCCACCACGCUUUGCACCUUCGCCGUAUUAGAAGUCUUCGCGAUACCUUUGUCGAGUAAAAUCUCGUUGUACGGGAAAGGCUGCUUCGAAAAGCUAUACCGUUUAUGGAGCACCAAUGUGGUGGCGCAACGCAGUGUAUUUAGAAUGACGGGGAAUUACCCGGCACGGCACGGGGAAUCCCGAAAGGGAAUGGGAAAGUACGAAACAAAGUCGUCGAUACAUAAACGC